Messenger RNA from Leguminivora glycinivorella, 2793 nucleotides. RefSeq names its product potassium voltage-gated channel unc-103-like. Bases 76 to 2787 code for a protein of 903 amino acids. Gene Ontology annotation, molecular function: inward rectifier potassium channel activity. Gene Ontology annotation, biological process: potassium ion transmembrane transport; membrane repolarization during action potential. The record is from RefSeq and is a predicted model, not a curated record. The transcript has 17 exons. Gene Ontology annotation, cellular component: membrane. Lineage: Eukaryota; Metazoa; Arthropoda; Insecta; Lepidoptera; Tortricidae.
UAAAAAUAUCACAUGAAUACAAUACUGUAUUAGCCUAGAAAACAUAAGUAAGGAACCCGACGAUCAGUUGUGGUCAUGGAAAACGGUGCCUUAAAAUAUGGGAGCAACAACAACAAUAACGAGAUCGCGGAGGAGAAGGUGGUACUGUCACUGGGUACCGCAGCAGGCCACAAGGGAACUACUCAGCCUUCUCCUCCCUGUACUAUCCUUCACCAUUCUCCUUAUAAGGCCGCUUGGGAUUGGUUGAUCCUAAUAUUGGUCAUCUACACUGCAAUAUUUACUCCAUACGUCGCCGCGUUUCAACUCAAUGAGCCUGAUUUCGAUAAGCGCUCGCGGAGCUUUGGCGAGGAUCCCAUUGUCAUUAUUGAUAUGAUCGUGGACGUGACCUUCAUAAUCGACAUUUUGAUAAAUUUUCGCACGACGUAUGUGAACGCGGCCGACGAAGUGGAAUCCGAUCCGGCCAAGAUCGCCAUGCACUACCUUCGCGGCUGGUUCCUCAUCGACCUUGUGGCUGCCAUCCCCUUCGAUCUGUUGCUCUUCGGCACCGACACCGACGAAACGACGACGCUCAUCGGUCUGCUGAAGACAGCGCGCCUGCUGCGGCUAGUGCGGGUGGCUCGCAAAAUUGACCGGUACUCCGAAUAUGGCACUGCCGUCCUUCUCCUGCUUAUGGCCACUUUUGUGCUCAUUGCGCACUGGCUAGCCUGUUUGUGGUACGCUAUAGGCAGCUGGGAGCGUCCUCAGCUUCACGCUCCUAUUGGCUGGCUGGAUGCUCUCGCUAACGAUGUUCAAGCUACAUACGACAAUUCUACUGGACCGUCUAUGAGAUCUCGGUACAUCACCGCUCUGUACUUCACUUGUACAUCUCUGACGAGUGUCGGGUUUGGGAACGUCGCUCCAAACACUGACAUGGAAAAGGGCUUCACAAUAUUCGUGAUGCUGGUUGGAUCUCUCAUGUACGCUAGCAUAUUUGGAAACGUAUCAGCGAUUAUACAGAGAUUGUACUCAGGGACUGCUAGAUAUCAUACACAGAUAUUAAGAGUGAGAGAAUUCAUUCGAUUCCAUCAGAUCGCGAAUCCACUCCGGCAGAGGUUAGAAGAGUACUUUCAACACGCGUGGAGCUACACGAACGGCAUCGACACGUCGAGCCUAUUGAAAGGAUUCCCGGAGUGCCUUCAAGCAGACAUUUGCUUGCACCUUAACCGCAACCUACUCGCCAAUUGUUCCGCCUUCGACGGUGCUAGUCCCGGUUGCCUAAGAGCACUGUCCCUGAGGUUUAAAACUACGCACGCCCCUCCAGGCGAAACAUUAGUUCACCGGGGUGAUGUCCUCACCUCUCUCUAUUUCAUUUCAAGAGGAUCUAUAGAAAUUUUAAAAGAUGACAUCGUUAUGGCUAUUUUAGGCAAGGACGACAUUUUCGGCGAGAACCCGUGCGUGUACCCGACCGUGGGGCGCAGCAACUGCCGCGUGCGCGCGCUCACCUACUGCGACCUGCACCGCGUGCACCGCGACGACCUGCUCGACGUGCUCGACUUUUACCCCGAGUUCCGCGCCUCCUUCGUCACCAACCUCGACAUAUCCUACAUCAUGCGUGACGAAGAGCUGGGCGGCAUCGAGCCGCGGCGGCGCAUGCGCUACGAGAACCCGUGCGACGCGCGGCUGCUGCGCGAGGCGUACGCGCGCACCACGCGCCGCCCGCACACCGAGACCUUCGCCGAAAAGGUGGACUCGCAAUGCAGCGACGACGACACGGAGUCGCCACCCAGCCGCGGCAUCCUGGAGUUCUCGGCGGAGAAGGCGGGCCAGGACGUCACGCCGCUCAACUUCAACUUCUCCAAGCAGCGCUCCACCACGCUCAACUCCAUCACGGGCAUGCUAGCGCAACUUAAACGGAGCUUCCCAGACCUGUACCACCAUAAAACACAUCAGCCGCUGCACAACAAGUACUCCCAAUCUACGCCUCAAACUUAUAGAAGUAGAGCCGGUGUCAGGCGGCAGUCGUCAGUGGGGCCACUGAACGAUACCUCGCCGCUGACUGGUGGGGCGGGGGCAGGAGCGGGCGCGGGCGCGGGCGAGGCGGCGGUGAGCACGCCCGCGCACAGCGCCACGCUGCCCGUCUCCAGUCUCAGUACGAACCCGAGCUCGUACUACACGAACGCGUCGCCCAGCCCGCCUGCCGUGCCCGCGCCGCCGGCGCCCGUCCACAUCUCCUGCGACGACAUCCUCACGCCGGCGGCGCCACCGCCCACUGCGCCCACGCCCUCGUCUAGAUCUGCGCCUCAUUCCGCCCUUAACUUGCAUCAAGCCGGACGCCCUACAGCGCUCAUCUUCACAGCCGAACGCCAAAACGCCUCUUUACAGGAUAGUAUUUCCCCUCAAUAUCAAAACGUGGGGACGGCGGCCUCGGCCGCGUCGGUGGCGACGGUUCUAACAAGACUGGAAGAACUGAGUCGCCGAGUGGCAACACUAGAAAGCGGGCUCACCGCUGACGUGCGACGGAUUUUGCACUUGCUGCAGACACGCGACCAACCGCCACAUCAGAACUCGGUGCACACUCCAUCGCAACCGAUUCAAAAGACCUCAUUGUCCGUGCCACAUGAUAAUCAGUGGGAUUGGAAUUGGAACGGUGACCGCGAGAAAGGUAGCUUACGGUGCGGGCGUGGUGAGCGCAGCGGGCGUGGCGAGCGCGAGCGGACGCCGGUGGUGCAGCGGUCGGCGUCCGAGCCGCACGCGCCCGUGCCGCCGGUGCUGCCGCCACCCCCGCACUCGCACUCCUUCUAUAGGUAGUGGGAG